Molecule: messenger RNA, 225 nt
Organism: Opisthorchis viverrini
Lineage: Eukaryota; Metazoa; Platyhelminthes; Trematoda; Opisthorchiida; Opisthorchiidae
Exons: 1
Coding region: 1-225 (74 amino acids)
Source: RefSeq, a predicted model, not a curated record
AUGUCUUGUGGUCCGCAAGACGGUAUGUGGAUCUACAAACUAUCUUCGAGGGAUUUAGAACAGUCCCCACAGCAACAGGACCAACCCCGACUGGAGAAAUCCAUGCUGAGCGGAAUCCCAUGCAUGGCUACCGAUAAACUUCGCCAUCUUGUGAAUCAGGACCCCCCUUUGGCCCGGGUUCAGAAUGCAUGUUCACCCAGAAGGAUCAAGUCUGGACAACGGUAA